Molecule: messenger RNA, 2092 nt
Organism: Hyalella azteca
Lineage: Eukaryota; Metazoa; Arthropoda; Malacostraca; Amphipoda; Hyalellidae
Product: probable phosphorylase b kinase regulatory subunit alpha
Biological process (GO): glycogen metabolic process
Cellular component (GO): phosphorylase kinase complex
Molecular function (GO): calmodulin binding
Source: RefSeq, a predicted model, not a curated record
ACGUCUCCGCGAGCUACUGUGCCAAUCCGCAAUACAUUUUGUCCUUGAAAUGAACUUCGGUUAGGGAGAGAUUCGGUUAUAUAUCAUAUUACUACAAUAGUUUAUUGUUGUGAAAAGAAUUCAAUUCUGGUUGAAAUAUGAGGAGCAGGAGUAAUUCUGGAGUUCGGUUAGAUUAUUACUACCGUAUCGUUCAGAAAACCAUCCUCCAACAUCAGGAUCCCAUCACUGGACUAUUACCAGCCAGUGCAGAUUACCAGCAUGCUUGGGUGCGAGACAAUGUCUACUCCAUCCUUGCAGUCUGGGGACUCUCCAUGGCUUACAAGAAAAAUGCUGACUUGGAUGAAGACCGAGCCAAGACAUAUGAGCUGGAGAUGAGCUGCGUGAAGCUGAUGAGAGCACUCCUAACCUCAAUGAUGCUGCAGAAAGAUAAAAUUGAGAAGUUUAAGUGGUCUCAAGUAAGUCUCCUGUUGACUACGGCAUCUGGUAAUAAUGGUAAUGACUAUGGCAUCUGGGAGCGCGGUGACAAGACGAACCACGGUCUGCCUGAGCUGAACGCGUCGUCCAUCGGUCUUGCCAAGGCCGCCCUCGAGGCCAUGAACGAACUCGACCUCUUCGGGGCCAGGGGAGGACCGGCCAGUGUCAUCCACGUGCUGGCUGACGAGGCACACAAGUGCCAGGCUGUUCUGCAGUCAAUGUUGCCCCGUGAGAGCAGCAGCAAGGAGGUGGACAGCGGCCUGCUGGGUGUGAUCAGCUUCCCGGCGUUUGCUGUGGACGACCCUGAGCUGAUCAAGCGCACGCGCCACACCAUCCUCAGCAAGCUCAGGGGCAAGUAUGGCUGCAAGAGGUUCCUUUGGGACGGAUACAAGACUCCCAAAGAGGACCCAAACCGUUUGUACUACGAGCCUCGAGAACUGAAGAUGUUCGAGAACAUCGAGUGUGAGUGGCCGCUGUUCAUCUGCUACCUGAUCCUGGACGCUCAGUUCCAGGGCGACAAAGCCCUCACGCAGGAGUACUGUGACCAGCUCGAUAAGAUGCUGGUGACUAGUGACGAAGGUCUACGCCUGGUGCCGGAGAUGUAUGCAGUGCCGGCGCACAAGGCGGACCUGGAGUGCAAGAAGCCAGGGUCUCAGGAGCGCGUCGUGGCCGGCAAGCUGCCCCUCAUGUGGGCGCAGUCCCUCUACAUCGUCGGCAGGCUGCUGCAUGAUAAUUUCCUGGCUUGCGGAGAACUGGAUCCCCUCAACAGACGCUUGGGCUCCGAAAAGAAACCAGACGUCGUCGUGCAGGUGGUGCUGCUGGCGGAGGACGCAGCCAUGCAGAGCAAGCUAGCAGCUGCAGACAUCCACGUGCAGACCAUUGCUGAGGUGGCGCCUAUAGAGGUGCAGCCUGCCAGGGUCCUCAGCAAGCUCUACGCUCACCUCGGUCGGAACCAGAAGCUGGGGCUGUCGGGACGGCAGAGUCUGGACGUGGGUAUCUUGUCUACCAGCAAACUGUACUGCCUCCAGGACAGAGUCUUUGCCUUCACCCCUCAGUUUUCAGACACCAGGCGCUUCUUCAUAGCGUCAGACCUGUUGCUGCUCAUCGACAUCUUCAAGACGGAGCUGAAUUUCCUGCAGGGCACCUGGAAGAACAUGCUCGGCAGACCCACGGUCGUGUUAGAGAUUAACCAAACCUUCUUAGAGGACGGCAAGGUACCAACGGCCAUGGUUGCGACGGUCAAGAAACUCAACAGCGGCUACAUUAACGGCACCAGAGUUGCGCUAGGCAAGAUGGCAGACUUCCUGAACACGUCGUGCAUGACGAGCCUCAACUUCCUGCACGACACCGAGAACGGCUACCCCGACAGUCUGAAGCCUGAAGUGAAGCAGUACCUGAGCGGGCAGAUGAGGGGCAGUCUGGCGUGGCGGCGCUCUGACCUCGUCAAGAUGAGCUCCAGCAGCAAGAUGGAAAGCAUCUCUGAGGAGGUGCCAGGAGAUCCCAGCGACUCGAGGACACCCUUGAUCCCACCCUUGGUCCCACCCUCGAACCCGUGUACCGACUCCUGUCCCACACGCGGUCCACACGUCACACACAGAAAGGAUGAACCAAUCGAGAG